Molecule: messenger RNA, 609 nt
Organism: Notechis scutatus (mainland tiger snake)
Lineage: Eukaryota; Metazoa; Chordata; Lepidosauria; Squamata; Elapidae
Gene: CCDC73
Product: coiled-coil domain containing 73
Source: RefSeq, a predicted model, not a curated record
AUGGAUGAAGAUUUAGAUAAAGAAAUAGUAGCAUAUUCCUUACAAAACUCCUCAGAAGCAUUGCUUUCGAUUCAGUUACUAGAUUUCAAAACAACAUUUCUGGAGGCAGUAGAAGAGUUGCGUAUGAAAAGGGAUUCAGAAAAUCUUUACGAGAAACAAAUUAGCAGACAUGUUGCUGAAAAACAGGACCUUGUAUGGCAGAAGGAAGCUGUUCAGCAUGAGAAAGAAGCAUUAAAGAAGCAGCAUGCAGAAGCCAUUACAACUUUAAAAAAACAAUUUCAAGCAAAAAUGAUUGCUAUGGAAGAAGAAAAGGGAAAACACCUGCUUGCUGUGGAAUCAAAAGAAAGAGAAGUGGAAGGACUGAAAGAAACAUUUAAAAACUUACAGAUUUCAAAAUACACAUUGCAAAAGAAGCUUAAUGAAAUGGAGCACAAGAUGCAAUUGUACAAUUCAUCAAAGGAAGAUUAUCAGAAAAGACUGAAUGAAUUUGAAAAAUGCCAUGCAGUUAUAAUGAAUCAAUUUGAAUUAAUAAAAGUUGCUCAUGGGAAAUUAGAGAAAAAUGGUAAAUAUUUAAUACAUUCUGGACACAAUUUAAUAAAUAUAACUUAA